Molecule: messenger RNA, 199 nt
Organism: Candidula unifasciata
Lineage: Eukaryota; Metazoa; Mollusca; Gastropoda; Stylommatophora; Geomitridae
Source: the annotation of a GenBank genome assembly
AUGGAUUCCAACAGUAUCUGUAAGAAGACCAGACGUCUGGCUGGCAUACAGAAGACAAUCUGCAAACGAGAACCGGAGAUUGUAGCCGAAGUGGCUAAAGGUGCUAAAAUAGCUCUUAUGGAAUGCAAGUACCAGUUUCGCAGCCGUCGAUGGAACUGUACAACGGCCAAGAGAUCUAUUUCCAGGAUACUUCGAAACA